UAGUUUGUUUUUUUAAUGAGAGAAACGUUUGGUGUUUUGUGAAAGGCUUCAAAUUUUAGUCUAAACACAUUUUACUGUUUCUCCUGAGUAUCAUUUUAAAAUCACUUCAAAAUCAUGAAUACCUGCAAAAUACUUCGGCGCCUUUCAGGGCAAUUCAAGCGUAACGCUUCGUACAAGGUUUUGGACGAGAAAGACUUUUCAGAGAAAAUCGAGAACAGCACCAGCCCGGUGAUUGUAGAUUUUUGUGCAAAUUGGUGUAAACCAUGCAAAGCAAUGGAACCGCGUUUAGAUAAUGUCGUAGCAAAACACAAGGGCAAAAUCUCAGUAGCCCAAGUUGACAUUGACAAUAUGGCCGAGGUUGCCGCAAAAUACGAGGUUGGGUCUAUUCCGGAGCUCGUUGUUUUCCGAAAUGGCAAGGUAGACGAGCGACUUGUAGGACUCCAAGACGAAGCUAAAUUGGGCACGUGGGUCGACCAAGUUGUCGGCAAGAAGUAAAAACAAUUGAACCUAAAUAAUCAAAAAUGACUGCGAGGAUAAAAAUAUAUAAUCAAAUUCAUAGAGUAACACAAUCUAUAUACUUUGGAUUAAAUCAAUAAAGUAUCUGCAUCCAUA
This is a messenger RNA of Dalotia coriaria, 612 nucleotides long. RefSeq names its product thioredoxin, mitochondrial-like. Gene Ontology annotation, molecular function: protein-disulfide reductase activity. The coding region runs from base 115 to 495 and encodes 126 amino acids. The transcript is spliced from 3 exons. Gene Ontology annotation, cellular component: cytoplasm. NCBI's taxonomy places the organism in Eukaryota, Metazoa, Arthropoda, Insecta, Coleoptera, Staphylinidae. The record is from RefSeq and is a predicted model, not a curated record.